UUUGCCAACGAAUGCGAUCGCGCGUCCGACAUUGACCCUACAAGGUCUUGGAUUGAAAUCGACCAAUGGCGAGCCGCUGCCGACAGCGAAUGGCGUUGCCCCGACAGCGGAUGAACCGCCGUCGACACCUCGGAUCGACAAAGGGAAGGCGCGCGCUGUUCCGGAGCCGGAAGAACCGGAGAAGGUUCUCAGCCCGACUAAGCUGCUUAUGGGUCAAGGCGACGAAGAUGUUGACAGCGAAGGUCCGUUGCAUGUGGAGGAAUCCGAGCCAGGUUCGCCGACGACCAGGUAAGUUGGGACGAUGUUAUCACUGCAAGUUACUUCCAGCGAUUGAAUCCACUUGCAGCCGAUCGAAGAGCUGGGUUGA
Molecule: messenger RNA, 367 nt
Organism: Mycena citricolor
Lineage: Eukaryota; Fungi; Basidiomycota; Agaricomycetes; Agaricales; Mycenaceae
Source: the annotation of a GenBank genome assembly